Molecule: messenger RNA, 777 nt
Organism: Vanessa tameamea
Lineage: Eukaryota; Metazoa; Arthropoda; Insecta; Lepidoptera; Nymphalidae
Product: STING ER exit protein
Exons: 1
Coding region: 89-736 (215 amino acids)
Biological process (GO): endoplasmic reticulum to Golgi vesicle-mediated transport; endoplasmic reticulum membrane organization
Source: RefSeq, a predicted model, not a curated record
UAGUAUAAAGAAUUGAAUUGAACUGAUUCGACAAGCCAAAUAUUUUAUUGAAUUUCACACUUUUAUAAAUAACAAUAAACACAUUAAAAUGCCUAAAGUAGUUUCAAGAAGUAUAGUGUGUUCUGAUACAAAAGAUCAAGAAGAAUACAACGAAACAAAACCUCUUCAUAUUUAUUACUGCAUUUGUGGCCAAAUGUCCCUUAUAUUGGACUGCACAAUAGACAGGUUACCUUUAAGACCAACAGACAGCGCGAGAGUUAUCGAUGGAUCCAAGCAUGCACACAAAAUCACAUCAGAUCCUGACGAAACAGUGUAUUUAAAACGCGAAAAAGGCAUUGAAAGACAGUACAGAUCGAAGUGUAGGAAAUGCGGUAUACCUCUAUUUUAUAAGCAUGACCAAACUAGCAACGUUGUUUUUAUCAUGAAUGGCGCCUUAGUACAAUCAGCUGAGGGAUCUCUGACUGACAUUUCCAAACAAGUUGCAUUUUCACAGCCUAAGAAAAUUAUGGUUACUAAACAUACGAAAAAUAUGGGUAAGUUUAGUUCGGUCACUGUCUCCACUAUCGAUGAGGAGGAAGAUGAGAUAGAGGCUAGAGAAGUGGCAGACAGCUAUGCGAAUAAUGCAAGGAUUAUUGAGAAACAGUUGGAAAGGAAGGGAAUGAACAAACGACAAGCAGAAACACCAUCACAGAAUGUUGCUGAGAAAAGAGUAAGAGGUACUUUAAUAGAUAAGUAAAUGUAACGAGUUUUAAUUUAAUAAACAAUUACGUUCGUAUG